Ricinus communis (castor bean) is the source of this 753-nucleotide messenger RNA. Its product is annotated as protein BUNDLE SHEATH DEFECTIVE 2, chloroplastic. The coding region runs from base 152 to 562 and encodes 136 amino acids. Gene Ontology annotation, cellular component: chloroplast stroma; protein folding chaperone complex. The record is from RefSeq and is a predicted model, not a curated record. The transcript is spliced from 5 exons. Gene Ontology annotation, molecular function: protein folding chaperone. Lineage: Eukaryota; Viridiplantae; Streptophyta; Magnoliopsida; Malpighiales; Euphorbiaceae.
AAUUGAGUAUAUGUGGGCUCGUUACCACCAAGUAAAACGUACGCAGGAACAGACGUUUUGCUCUCCUUUUGACUCCUUUUUUAGUUAAAGAUUAGUCUUUUCACUCAAAAAUCACCUCAAGAAAGAACCCAGAUUAGCAUUUCUCUUUAAAAUGGUAACUACCAUAUGCUUUACUACUCCUGUUUGCUCUUUUGUGUCUCCCAACAGACCAGUAGUUCUUGGGGAUUCAGUUGCUGGGAAGGUUCUUCGAGUGAACAAAGUUUUCCAAAGCUCUAAAAGUAGUAAAUUUCAAUCUUUGGAGGUUAAGGUGAGCGCUGGAAAGGCUACAGACAGUGAUAAAGGCACUAAACCAAAUAGCAUAGUCUGUGCUGAUUGUGAUGGAAAUGGUGCUCUAUUGUGUUCCCAAUGCAAAGGAACAGGAGUCAAUUCUGUGGACCACUUCAAUGGACAGUUUAAAGCAGGCGGAUUAUGCUGGCUUUGCAGAGGUAAACGGGACAUUCUGUGUGGAAAUUGUAAUGGAGCUGGCUUUAUUGGUGGCUUCAUGAGCACUUUUGAUGAUUAAAAAUCUUAUUAGAACUAAAUCUUCAGUGAAAUGAGCCAGUUUUUGAAACUCAUGAUCUAUUAUCUGUUUUGUUUCGUUGAAAUGUCAUGCUCCAAUUGUUGAAAUUUUGUAUUUGAUUAUGGGUCACAAAGUAUGAAAAUGUUUCAUGCAGGUAAAAUAAAAGAAAAAAAAAGUCGUAUAGUUCUCUGUUA